Cylicostephanus goldi is the source of this 566-nucleotide messenger RNA. The record is from the annotation of a GenBank genome assembly. NCBI's taxonomy places the organism in Eukaryota, Metazoa, Nematoda, Chromadorea, Rhabditida, Strongylidae.
AUGGAGCGUGCGUUGCCACCACUCCCGUACACGAUCUUACCGUUGACACAUGAUCCAUGGCCUUUGGACCAAAAAGAUCAACAUUCAACGACGACACAUAUUCCGUCCUAUUCAUCGUCGCUGCUUCUGAAAGCGUUGCUGGCGGCGUUUGUGCUGGUGAUGAUCAUCGUCACCGUGGUCGGCAACGCACUGGUCUUUCUGGCCGUCGUUAUGGUGCGGAAACUCCAACAACCGGCCAAUUUUCUCAUUGUUUCUUUGGCCAUUGCUGAUUUUUGCGUCGGAAUGCUGGUGAUGCCACUUGCUCUCGUUGAUCUGCUUUUUCCACAAUGGCCCCUGGGCAGGUAUGUUUUCGUUUCAAGUCCAUUUUUUUCUGUCGAAUGUUUUUCGGAAUGUACGCGCGCCAGUGCUUGCAGUUUUUAUGCCAUUGGACGUAGCCGUAAAAAAUCAUACGAGAGUGCAGAGUCACUUCAAAACAGCUACAGCUCAAAAGAAAUGCUGGCAGCUUCUAUUCGGGCCAUUGUUCUCUGCAAAUCCAAACUUCACUUGCUUGAUUUGACUUGUUAAGA